Octopus bimaculoides (California two-spot octopus) is the source of this 1970-nucleotide messenger RNA. Its product is annotated as LHFPL tetraspan subfamily member 2a protein. NCBI's taxonomy places the organism in Eukaryota, Metazoa, Mollusca, Cephalopoda, Octopoda, Octopodidae. Gene Ontology annotation, cellular component: membrane. The record is from RefSeq and is a predicted model, not a curated record.
UUCCUUUCUUUCUUCACAAUAUUAACUAAAUCUGAGACUUGGAAGGAAACACAUGAUUUAUAAAACCCUAUAAUUAUACGUAUACUUAUUUAUUCAUUUAUUUACACCGUAUGAACACACGCACGUAGGACGAAGCGAUAUCACAAAACCAAAUUAAUUAAAGGUGAUUAUUAAUUAGUCAGUGGGCUCUUGGAGGUAAAGAAGCAGCUGCAGAGAACCUACAGCUGUACAAGAUUUAAUACACACGCACACAAGACAAGCAGACACACACACACAAACAAACACAAACACACGCAACGUAUACGCGAAGAACUUACUCACUCUAACUUGUACUACUAUUACUACUACUACUGUUACUACAACCGCCGCUGCGGCUGCUACUACUGCUGCUGUUUCUGUAGGCUUUGCUCAACAAGUAACGGAGAUUCACAAGAGGGAUAUUAUAAGUCAGGAAAAGACUUCUUGAUACAGAUAUGGACUUUAGUUAGCAUGGCCUAUCAACCAACAAGUUUUUCCAUUUUCCUUGCUGGUCUGCUACCAUUACACACCACAUUUGAAUGACUACUUGAGAACAGCUUCCAGAGACCAAGUAGAAGGACCAUUUGAAGGCUUACAAAAAUUUUACUGUUUAUUAAACAAGAUUCUUCUUUGUCUUAAAAAAGAAAAAUAUAAUCAAAUAAAAAAGAUAUAAUAUUAUUAAAAACAAACUUCUUAUUGAGAAAAGGAAGAAAGAAAUUAUUAACAAUGUGCCAAGUUAUAGUAACAUGCCGAUCUCUGAUUUGGACUCUCAUAACCAUUCUGACCACACUCAUGUUAGUUGUGUCAGUCUGUUCACCAUACUGGUUAACAGGCAAACCACAACACACUGGCUUGAGUGGUAAAAACUACACUAUCUUAAAGAACCAAGAAACAUUUCACCCAACUGUUGGUAUCUUCAACCGUUGUUAUCGUCUACACAAAUACAACAGGAUCUACCACAGAGACAGCUGUGACACCUACGUCACAAAGUUCCACAUGUCCAAUGAAAAUUUCCCCAAUACAUGGAAAGCUGCUUUAUUUUUCUUUGUGUGUGGAGUAUUGGCAAUGAUAUUCACCACUGCCACCUCUGUCAUCAGCCUCUGUACACGAGCUUUGUGUAGCAAAAGCAUUUUUACUUUAUCUGGUCUCAUCCAAAGUAUUGCCGGUUUGUUCUGUAUAAUCGGUUUGAUUCUCUACCCAGCCGGGUGGGGCACGGAGAGGGUGAAGAAAAUCUGUGGAGAUUUGGCAAGUCCUUACAACAUUGAUAACUGCAGCUUAGGUUGGGCCUUAUAUCUCAAUAUUGUCAGCAUUUGCUUCAUCUUCAUCUGUUCCACGCUGUCCAUCCAGGCUAACCACUCCAUGAAUAGACAAAAAGUUCAAGAGGAUAUUCUCACUGGAAAGAGUCUCAUCUGUAUUGCAUAAACAUUUCCAUGUGCAUACAUUGCAUGCACGCACGCUCACACACACACACUUAUACACAUGUAUAUGUUUUACUACAUACAUAUACAUGGACAUAUAUACAUACAUACAAGCACACACCUGCCUAAAUACACACCUUAAAUACAUACACAAACAAUACACAUAUGCAUUUGCAUGUCCACACACAAACAUGCAUGCACAAACACACACAUGCACACAAACAAACACACACAAGAAUAACACAAAUCUGUAUGUUUUGUGUGAUACCUACAACAAACAUUAACAAACACAUUGGCUACAAUCCUUAACAUUGUAAUAAUAAUAAUAAUAAUAAUAAUAAUAAUAAUACUUUCCACAAUAACUAUAUAUAUAUAUUUUUUUUUUUUUUUUGUUAUUUGCCCCAAUGGAUGAGGGACAGACACAAUACUAAAAAAAAAAUACAGAAAAGUGGAAAUUUUACAUCAAAAGUUGGGAACAGAUAACAAACUCUACACACAUAUAAAAAAUAAAAUGAAAUAAUGUAUACAAAUAUA